Messenger RNA from Melopsittacus undulatus (budgerigar), 1308 nucleotides. It is a transcript of the gene VASP, whose product is annotated as vasodilator stimulated phosphoprotein. Gene Ontology annotation, biological process: actin cytoskeleton organization; neural tube closure; axon guidance. Gene Ontology annotation, molecular function: profilin binding; SH3 domain binding. The record is from RefSeq and is a predicted model, not a curated record. NCBI's taxonomy places the organism in Eukaryota, Metazoa, Chordata, Aves, Psittaciformes, Psittaculidae.
AUGGGUGCCCCCGGUCCCCCCCGCAGCGAGCGGGUGCUGUGCAGCGCCCGGGCGGCCGUGCUGCUCUAUGAUGACCCCCAGAAGCAGUGGGUGCCGGCAGGGGGGGGCCCCCAGGCCCUGAGCUGUGUGCAGCUCUUCCAUCACCCCGGGACCCACGGAUUCCGUCUGGUGGGGCGCAAGAUGCAGCCCGACCAGCAGGUGGUGCUGAACCUGGCGCUGCCGCGGGGGCUCCGGUACUCGGCGGUGACUCCCCAGUUCCAUCAGUGGUGGGGGGGGCGGCGGCUCUGGGGCCUCAGCUUUGGGGCCCCCCCCGAGGCUGCUGCCUUUGGUGCUGCUGUCCUGAGGGCACUGAGGGCGCUGGAGGAGGGCACCCCCGUUUCCUGGCCAGACCCUGACAGCGCAGAUGACCCCUCCCCCCAGGACAGGCAGCCGCUGGAGGACCCUGAGCACCGCGUGGCAGCCUCAGGUAAGCGAUGGGGGGGGGGGGGGCACCCCAAAACUGGGGACCCCCCCCACCUCCUGCCCCGCCCCCAACCGCUGGGGUCCCGGGGCCCCCCCCGGUUCCCGGGGGGUGGGGGGGGUGGGGGGGGUGGGGGGGGCCCCGGUUUCGCCGCUGCCAUCGCGGGGGCCACGCUCCGGAGGGUGAAGCAGGAGGAGGCAGUGGGGACCCCCCCCGCACCCCCCAAGGGUGGGGGCACCGGGGGGGGGGGGUUGAUGGAGGAGAUGAACGCGAUGCUGGCCCGAAGGAGGAAAGCCACACUCCAGGGGGACAAAGCAGCGUCAAAGAGGGACGAGGACAUCACCAACGACGAGGCGGAGCCGGGCACUAGGACCCAGGAACCCAUGCGGAGGCCGUGGGAGAAGGGGAGCUACACGCUGCCCAGGAUGAAGUCGGCUGCUCCAGCUGCCCCCAGCGACCCCCCCCCUCCCGCUGAGGAGCCCGAACUGGAGCGAAUCAAACAGGAGCUGCUGGAGGAGAUGAGGAGGGAGCUGCAGAAGAUGAAGGAGGAGAUCAUUGAAGCCUUCGUGAUGGAGCUGAGGAAGCAGAGCCCACCCUGACCCCCCCCCCCUCCAGAUUUGGGGGUGUGGGGGGGUCCCUACUCCUCCCUCCCCCCUGGGCCCCCCCAGGCUGUGCCUUACCGCUUUGGGGGGGCCGCAGCAGCCCCCCCCGCACUGUGCCCCACCCCCCCCACCCCCACACUUCAGGGACCUCCCGGGGGGCCUUUUGAGGCCACUUUUGGGUUUUUCACCUUUUUGGGGGUUAUUUUGGGGUGACCCCCCCCGCAAUAAACACGGUUUUGUACACGA